GAUGAAUGUAGAGCAAGCAACACAUGCCCUAGCAAUGCAGAAUGUCACAACACAGUUGGAAGUUAUUAUUGCAUGUGCACAUUUAUAUUUAGGACUCAAACAGUGGCAGAUAAUUUAAACAGUACACAAGAGAGAUGCAACGGUCAAUUGUGCCAUUGCUGUCAUGAAUCACAGAAUAAAAGUCAUCCACAGUGUUCUUCAAAGCUCAUUUUAAAGAAAAGCCAGUUGAUAAUAGACAGGAUAACUUCAGUGGAAUUUAAUACUACGACUACUAAGCAACACAGUGAGGAGCGACAGAAUAAAGUAACUUCACUGCUGCAGGAUGUAGAACAAUCGGUCUUGGAUGAUACAUUGUCAGCACUGAAUUCAAAUGGAACAAAAGAAGAAAUACUAAGACGUUACACAGAUAUAGCAGAGAUUGUUGCCCACGCAGUGCCAGCCAACAGUGACAAAGUUAACGAGACUGUGAUACUAGCAGCAGGAAAUGUCACUAUGACUAUCAAAAUACAAACUCUUGUUGAAAGGACUGAAAAAGGUGUUCCUCCCGUUGCUGUGCUGAUAUUAUUCAAAAUAUAUGACAUAGAAUCUGUUCUCUCUCGUGGCCGUGUAGACGAUAAAGAAAUAGGAAGUGCCAAUUAUAAGCUGAACUCAAAAAUAAUUACUGCAACUAUUUCAAGCAAAAACAAGAACAACUUCAGCCAUCCUAUUAUUUUCACAUUUCUUAGAGACAAGACUGAAGAUGCUGUGGGCGUUUUGAAUUGUGUUUUUUGGAAAACUGAUGACACAAACAGAAGUUACUGGUCCAGAGAUGGAUGUUUUGUUUCUAAAGAAGGCACCAACAAAACCCACGUGACAUGUGAAUGUAACCAUUUAAGCAGCUUUGCUGUUUUGCUGGCACACGUUGGCAUAGUAAGUUCUAGAUUUGUAGUAUAUGGAUUUUUCCCUUAUCAGAAAAAUGGAGUUUGUUCCAGCUCAUCUUUUCCUUAUAUCUGUACUGUAAAGCCAACAUAAUUAUUUAAUGUCUUUUAUUUUAUUUAUGAUUUGAUGAUUAUGCUAAUGAACUGACUUUUGCAGAAUUGUUUCAGUUAGGCACAACAUAUC
Messenger RNA from Protopterus annectens (West African lungfish), 1101 nucleotides. RefSeq names its product adhesion G protein-coupled receptor E3-like. Gene Ontology annotation, molecular function: G protein-coupled receptor activity. Gene Ontology annotation, biological process: adenylate cyclase-activating G protein-coupled receptor signaling pathway. The transcript has 6 exons. Bases 73 to 1011 code for a protein of 312 amino acids. The record is from RefSeq and is a predicted model, not a curated record. NCBI's taxonomy places the organism in Eukaryota, Metazoa, Chordata, Ceratodontiformes, Protopteridae.